CCUUGCGUGCCACAUCAUAGUUUUCAAAAUGGCCGCGGUGCCAUGUCACCGUUGUUGUGUUGGUGAAAAUUUAUCAUCGUAAGGUUAACUAACGCGUGAAUAUUGAAAUGAAAUGGAACAAAUGUGGAAAGCUUUUUUAUGGCUGCAGUUUUGUUAAAUACUUACUAGGCAUGACUUCGGCAAGCUUCGUAUUUUUUGGUUAGCUUUGCUUGGUUUUCGAGUUAUUCACAUCCGAUUUUCUUUCAAAGGAUCUUGGAUUCUAUGAGUCCAGGAAGAAACAGCGGCACAGAAGUUUUGCAUAAAAUAUUUCCAAAAGGAUAAGAUAAAAAUUCCUCAACAUGUCAUGGCUCAAUCUUUCCAACAACCUCAGCAAUCUUUCAGGAAACUUUUCGACAAUUACAGGACAAAUUUCUAACUUUACUCGAGAGGUUUUGACAGAAGGCACCGAAGAGGCCUACGAUCAAGAAACAGAAUUAAAAUUGGCCCACAUAAAGAUAAAAGAUUUAGAGAGUGUUUUGCAAAAGCAAAAGGAUGAGGUUGAGAGAGUAAGUGUUCUUAAUGAAGAGCUUCAUGAUCGCUCUGUCUCAGCUGAACUUCAAAUACAGGCACUAUCAGAUGAAUACAGGGCUGUUAUAGAACAAAAAGAGAGUGAAAUAAAAAGACUGAAAUCUUCACAAGUCGAUUUAAGACAUGGGAUCAUUGCAUCCCAAAAAGAUGACUCAUUUGCCAGAGAUGGAAUGGAAUUUGAGGAUCCAGAGUUUUUUCAAAUGACUCUCAAUAAAUUGAAAAAAGAGCUUGACGAGGUGAAAAAAGAAUGUCGCCAUUGGAAAGAAGCUGCCAAAAGUCAGGAUAACCAGGCAGAACUGCAACAACUGAAAGACCAUCAUCAAGAGGAAAUAGCAAGCUUGCAGAGCACAUAUUCAAAACGUAUUGCUCAAAUGAAUAAGAAUCAUCAAGCUGAAUUAGAGGAUCUGGUUAAUGAAAACGAGAGUCUGCUGAGUGAAAUAAAAGAAUAUGAGCGAAAAACCGCUUCAGCUGGUACAAAUAUAGAGAAACCUGCUGCAAGUAAAGUAAACGACAAAGUGACGGAGGAUAAAUACAAAACGCUUUCCUUAGAUUAUGAAAUUAAAAGGAAGCAAGUGGAAAAUUUGCAGAAUCAAAUCGUCGAAGAAAAGCGGGUAAGAAAAAUUGUGGAGGAGGAGAAAUUGUCGUUAAAGGAGGAAGUCAAAAGGGGAAAUGAGAAGAUCAUUGAUUUAGAAGGCGAGGUAGAAACGUUAUCAGCAAAUAUUGGCGAAAGAGAAAAGAUUGUUUCAUUUGAUAGAAGUGAUAAAGAGCAGCUGGAAGAGCUAGACAGCAUGUGGAGAAAGAAGUUUGAUAGUUUAAUGCAAAAUUUAAAUGAAAUAAGAGAUGAAAAUGUUGCAGUAUCUUUAGAAUUGUGUCAAAAAGAAGAAAAGUUCAGCCAAUUAAAAACUGAAAACGAUGAAAUCAUUCUUAAAAUGGAAAGCCUGAGAACAGAAAAGGAGAAGCUUGUAGCAGAGAAUGAAGACCUUAACGAUAAUAUCAAAGAGUUAGACGAGUUAAAAAGUGAUAUAUUGCGGCUAGGAAACUGUACGUCAGAUUUAUUGGAGGAGCUAGAGUUUCAGAAAAGUUUAUCAGAAGAACAGAUUUUGGAAAUUGAAAGUUUAAGGAAGAUUUGUACAAUAAAAGGAAACCCAGCCGAGGAGAUAAAGAAAAUGCAAAAAUCUUUGAAAGAGCUUGGCCGAAGAUACGUGGAGCUGUAUCAGCAUCAUCAGAAGGUCAGCCUCGAAUUGAGAAAAUCUAAUGAAAGAUUACGGGCUGAACAACAGCUCAGACAUGCAUCAGCUUUUCAGUUGCGGAAUGAAAUUUCAAAAGUACAGAAGAAGCUUGAACAGACUGUCGACCAAAAACUCGAUUCAAACCGUUCAGAGUCAGGUAGAAUUAAUUCUCAGUUGUCAAGUUUAGAUGAGCAAAUAGAUCGUCGUAUACAAAUUGUUUCUGAGUUACAGUUAGAUGCUGAUUACGUUGCAGACGAGGUCGCCCACGCAGUGUCAGAGCUUGGUCGCAAAAAUAACAGAGACGAUACUUCAAGAAAUGUUAACUCACAGAGUGACACCAUUGAAGCGCUAGUAGCAGAAAAGUCUAUACUAGAACGAACCAUUGAAGGUCUUGAGCGGAAGGUCAGCUCUCUUGAAGCGCAGGUUGCAAUACAGCAUGAAGAUACAAGCACGAUAGAUGGAACUGUGAGUCCAUCGAGAACGUCUGAUAAUAGCCCACGUGAUUCAGAUGUUGAGCCUGAGCGGAAGAUGCGAAAGAUAGAUUUUGAUAGCGUUGAUCAUGGUAAUGCAGACAUGAAGGCAGCUGCUAAAAUGCUCAAGCCAUUUGCAGUUGCAGAUUCUACAGCUGAUGGGUAUUUCUUUGACGAAGAACAGCCGCAAGAUAGUAAAGCCUGGGCACCAAAGGAGCCUGAGGAGCUAAGCCGCGAGCAAAAGAUGAUAAAUAAGCUAGAGGAGAAGCUUCUUCUUAAGGAGAAAGAGUUAAAUGAAAUUAAUGUUAUCAAAAAUGACCUAGAGUUUGAAAAGGGCACUUUGGAGAAAGUUGUAAUGGAUCUGCAGAAGAAAUUGAAAUUGAAAUUGAAGGUUGGUGAAAAGGAAUCCAGCUUUGUUGACGUUUACGACCAAGAAUCGGAAACCGAUCUCAGUUCUCUAGACUGGGAUAACCUAGUGGAAGCUAAGGAAGAUCGUAAAGCUCUGAUUGAAGAACUAGAUCGUUUGAAAAGAGACUUUCAGGGUGUAACAAAUGACAUUAGUGGAAUGAUUACCUUUCUAAAGCAACGCCCUGAAGUUAGGCUAGAUGUUCCUAAUGUUGAUGAUACCAAUAAAGGGGAAAAAGCAUCUGAAGAAUUGGGCUUGUUGCUUCAUUCGUAUGUCAACAAGGCUUCAAAUGAAAUUUUUAGACGGCAAGAAACUGUUAACAGUUUGCAAGCCACGGUUCACGAACGUGAGCAAGAGCUCCAACAUUCCGCGGAGGAGAUAAGCCGUAUAACAACCAAGUUCCAAGAUUCGGCAACUUCAUUGUCAAGAGUAAGACAACAGUCAUUAGAUAUUGUAAGAUUUCUCACAGAUGCAAAUAAUGAAAAGGAUGGCAAAAGCGAUGUUGUAGAAGACGAAGGCCAAACAUGCGAAGACAUUCUCACAAAGGUGCGUCUUGUUGUUGAAGAUGUUGUCAUGGAGAAUAUAAGUGAAACUGAUGCUGAUAAAUGGCGUAUGAAACUUGACAAAGUGCUGGCAGAGAAAGAUGUUCUUAUGCAGGAUUUGUCAGAUUUGAGAAACCAGUUGCGGAUUUGGAAAGAGAAGCACAGAGAUGUUGUUGAUGAAAACACUUCACUUCUAGAAACCGUUGAUUUGCUUAGACAAGACCUUGAGCUGAUGAGCCAAGGCCAAACAGCGCUGACAGCAGAACGAGAGCAACUGCAAACGGAACUGGAUAAGCUGCAGUUUCAAAUAGACACGAAUGAAACCGACGAUAGCAAGGAAAUCGGUGAAUUGAAAAUGCAACUUGAUGACUUGAAAAUAGAGAAAGAAAGGAUCAUGAGAAUGGUAAACGACAGAGAUGACUUUAUCGUUGAACAGCAAGAGAAACACGACAGUCUUGUUUACCAGCUUGUUGAAGAAAAAGAUCUAGACUUGCAGGAAAUACAGGGACAGCUAGAGCAGACAAUGAGUCUUUUUAAAGGAAAGCAGGAGGAAUGCGCACAACUAACUGCACGUCUUGCAUCUCUGGAGGAGGAGAAUUCUUUGAUGAAUGAAACAAAUGCUGACAUGGAAAAAGAUUUGAACAAUGUUUUAAUGAAGGUUGAAAAGUUAGAGCGUGAGAUAAAUGAUAAAACGCGAAAGGAAAUUGAAACUAAAGUUAUGAUAAAGAAUCUGGAAGAGGAAGACGAAGAGUUACGAGAAAAAGAGAUGAUCGAAGAAGACCUGAUGCGCGAGCAAGAGAUAUUGAUUCAAGAUUUGAGGAAUGAAAAUGAAUAUCUUCGUGAUGAAUUAAAUGCAAAAGAACUAUUGCUGCAGAAGAAGAAGCGCGUUGAAGAUGCGGUUGGAAAAACUCAUCCCAAAGAAGAUGUUAGCAAGAUGUGGAAGGAAGAUAAUGCAGAUAGUAAGUCAAGCUCUGAGAAAGUAGCAGUUGAAAAUAGCAAAGUAGUUGAGGAUCUUAGAAAAGAAAAUGUUGACCUUGCAGAAAGUAACAAAGAACUUCAUAAUGAAAUCGCUUCUUGCAGAGCUUCAAUUGAGACACUAGAGCGAAGGAUUUUUGAAAUCGAAGGAAAGAAAUCUACUAGAGCGUCCCCUUCUAUCGAACAAAGAUUUGAUCGAGUCAAUGAAAGUGAUGAAAAUAAAGAAUUAAGUAGUUCGCAAGAUAGGGAGCUAGUAGCCUUAAAAGAAAACUCUACUAUUAAUGUUGAAACAAGGUUGAAUAUAGAAGAACCAAUUGUGUCAGAAACUGUUUCAAUGAUGGAAACUGAAAGUGUCAAUGAAGAAGAGAAACGCCUUGUAGAAGACUAUAUCAAAUCACAAGAAAGGGUCAGAGAACUUGAGGUAGAGGUAGAAACAUACAAAAGGUUUGAAAUGGUUGUGGAUGAAAAGGAGAUUGAGGUUGAGAGGCUGAAGUCAGAGCUUGCAAGAAUGAUGCAAGUUUUACGCUCCAAGGAUGAGCUGCUUUUAAAUUUGCAGAUGAUGGAAGAACAGGGGAGCUCAGAUUCGCCAUUCUCAUCACGUGCAAGGGUUAUUCAAUAUAUUCGGGAUAAGGAAACGGAAGUUGAAAAUGUGCUGGAAAAAUGUCGAACUCUCGAGGAGCUUGCAAAACAUCACAGUAGCCAGUUAGAGCUAUUGAAGGUUGAACGACAAAAUCUUGUUAUUUUCAUGAGGCAGAAAGAAGAAGAAGUUGUCGAUUUGAAUGAGAGGCUUGAAAAUGUACAAGCGAGGUCUGUUGCCAAGGAACAUGCGUCAAAUGUAUUACAUUCUGAACACCAGAAACUGAUGGAAUUAAACAAAUCCCAGGGAGGUGAAAUAGCGAGGCUGCGAGAAAGGAACCAAUACUUGCAGAAUGUUCUUCAGGAUAAGCAGCAUCAAACAAAUAUCGAUAGAAGUAUAAGCGAACGCAAUCAAGAGCUUGAAAUCCAGAUUGCAGCUUUUCAGCAAGAACAAGAGAGGCUUCUAACUUUAAUACAUGAAAAAGAUAACUGCAAUUUUGAUUUGCGAAAAAAGAUUGAACUAUUUGAAUCGAAAGAUGAACUUGUAAAAAAACAUCCGAAUAUGAGUGAAAAGGUAGUCGAAAAAGAUUCACAGACAUUGAAUGGAAAGUACGAUAGAGUUGAGAAAACAACAAGUAUGCAACUGGAAAAUGAUAGGAAUGAUCAAAUGAAUAGCCUUUGCGAAGAUCAUCAUAACUGUGAACUUAAAAUUGAUGGUUUAACUGAAAAAUUAAAUAAAAUGAGUGAAACGAACUCGAAAUUGUUAAAUGAUAACGACGAGCUUAAGCAAAAAUUAGAUUUGUAUGAGAAUGAAAAGAGUAAAAUUCGAACUCAAAUGGAAAGUGAAAGUCGAGAAAAGUCAAUCAGGAUAAGGGAGCUGGAAAUGAAUCUGAAAGAACUAGAGAAACGAAUCGAUGAAAUGACUCGCAAUUUUGAAUUGGAGCGUUCUAGGUUUUCCCAUAACUUUGAAACGCGGUCCCUGUUGAUGACUCAAGAAUGGGAAGAAAAAAUGCGAUUAAAAGAUGAGAAAAUAAAAUCACUUAUGGAAAAAAUUGAACUGCUGCAAAGUGUGCAGGACCACGUAGAUAAAUCAGGAACAAAAAAUAUGGGCGAGUCUGAAAUAUUGAAAGUAGAAAAUAAGAAACUCCGUUCACUUUAUGAGGAUAAGAAAAACGAGUUACUAGUUUUGCAGGGCGAUAUUCAUAAACUGAAAAAUAUCUCGGCAGCAAGAGAUGCAGCUUUGAAUAAAAUGCAGAAUGAUAAUAAAUAUCUUAUUGAAGAAGGAAAUAAGAAAGAUAGCAUAAUCGAGGACUUGCAAAAGACCAGAACAACUUGUGAUCAGAGAAUACAAGAACUGGAGACUGAGGUACACCGGUUGGUUAUUAAAUGCAGAGAAACAGAAGCUAAAGCAGCAAAGGAUAUGGAACGACUGAGGAACCAUUUAAUAGAGAUUGAAGAAGGAUACACGAACGAGGCUGUUGCAGCACAGGAGCGAGAACAGAAACUUGGGAAGAGGCUACAAGAACUUCAAGAUAGGUAUCAAACGAAAAGCUCAGAAUUUAAGGAAACGAGCAAUCAGUCAAAUUUCCAAAUCCAGAAUCUUCAGCAACAAUUAUUUGCAGUGGCAAGUCAAAGAGAUAACGCCGUUUCAAGAUUAGCAGAGGUGCAGGAAAGAUCGCGACAAACAGAGAAUGCGCUAAACAAUUUGCAAUUAGUACUUGAAAGACUACAAAGAGAAAAAGAUUCUCAAUACGAAAUGCUAGAAGAGGAAUCGAGUAAAAAGCUUAUCAAUGCCAGCAGAGAGAUAAAAGAUCUAAAGAAAAAGACUGAAUCGUAUCAGGCACGAAUCCAGGAGGCUACUCUAGCUGUUCAGGGUGUUGCAAAUCUCACAAAGGAUGUUGAGGCGAAACAAAAUGUAAUAUCCAGCUUGCAAAGGGAAGCUCGUGCACUUCAGGAAGAUCUUGAUGCAAAAACUGAGAUGAUUAAACAGCUUAAAGAUUCUACCGAAGGAAAAAUUGAAAAGCCUCUUAUGAAAAAUCUGUUAAUGGGAUACUUCCAUACCCCCGAGAAUAAACGGCCAGAGGUGGUCCGGAUUUUAGGUAACUUGAUUGGCUUCUCUCAAGACGAAAUCAAUGAGGUGGGAAGUGGUGCGCCUCCAGUGCAACGCACCUGGGUGUCAUCUUUCAUGCCUUUUACUGCCACCCAAAAGGUACCCCAACGACCUGUUCAACGGACAAAUUCUAAUGCUGCUGCUUCCUUGACAAAGUCAUUCACCGAGAUGUUUGUUAGUUUCUUGGAAGAGGAAUCGUCUGGCGCCAACCGUCGCCCGACAACCAAUCAACUUACAGCUUUACUGAUGGAAUCUCCAAAAUCAUCCUCAACGCCAUUCAGUACCAGAUCAGACACAGGCCAAAAGACGGAAUUCUUUGCGCCAUCAAUGUCUGUUUCAAAUCCACUUCUUGUAACUCCUCAAGAUGCCAAAGAUUUGCAUAAUAAGGCGUUCAAAACGAGUCUGCCUCUUUUGAAAACCGAUAUAUCUGCGGCAUCGACGCCAUUGUUCCCCGCUCCUGGACAAGAAAUACCGAGAGUGCAUACAUCCACUGCCAAUUCUGCAUUGCGAACGAUGCUUGCAAAGUAGGCAUCAUCUAAACUUUAGGGAAGGAUUCUCAACAAAUUUUUUAUCAAUUUAUAUGGGUUUUGGUAGCUGGGCUACAAGCGAUUUUUGGGUAUUACUGAAAUUUACUAAACUUGCUUUAUAUAGGGUACAAUUAGCAAGAAAUUCACUUUCAAAGUCAAAAUAAAAAUGAAGAUUCAAAAUUAUGAGUUACUGGCCUAAAUAAUUGACUACCUUUCGCAAUUUUUUGAGACAGGGGCAUUCACUUUGACAUGAUUUUGAAUUGGAUAUAUUCUGCUAUCCAGAUGUUGCGAUGAUAACGUCCCUGAGAAGUUUUGACGUUUAAAUUAUAGAUGGGAAAUUUCCCUUUAACAUAACUGUUUGCUGUUAUAUAGAGAUAAUUUGACUAUUCUUAAAACAAAGUAUUUGAAUGAAAUUGAAGUAGAGUUUUUUGAAACUAUGUUUGAUCCAACAACCAGAAGAUUACUUUGUCUUGGUUGAAUCCUUGAAGUGAAAACCGAUUGCGGCUUGACCGAAAACCAGUCUAUUGUACAUGAUAUUUAAGGCAAGUCCCCUUAGACUAUGAAGGAAGUGUUUAAAGCUUCCUUUCGUAGUUUGAAAAUUUUCUAGUCUUUUGAAAUGUUGUAUAACGUUUACAUUUGAGUGGUCUCAUUGAGAUAUCUCUUUCUCUUCAUUUAUGUUUAUAAACUCCCCACCUUCCAAGUCGUCGUGAUCAGAAAGGUGCCCUGCGGUACGAAGAACUUAAAAUCUUCAGAAAAACUAAAUGUCAGUUAAACGCAUUUAUUAUGAAUGUCCUGUAUCGAAGCCUGCCAACGCUCUGCUUCUCUAGAAACUUGCUUUUGUCGAGUUAUCAACCAAAGCGAAGCCCAAGGAGAGGUAAUUUAGUGAAGUUAAAUUCGAACUUUGAAGGUGGCCAUUAAGUCGACCUGUGGUAACAACAUUUUUACUUAAUUGAACUAUUUUCUGUUCGUCUAGCUGUCUCACCAUAGUUAAUUGAAAAAGCUUUUUAACAAAGCAAUUGUGUCUUAACGACUCGAUAUUUAAAAAAUCAAAAGCUGAGAAAACGUUGCUUUUUGAAAGAAUGUACUAGUCACUCCACAUUAGAAAGGUAUCGAAAGCGAAAGACCCGUAAUUGCUCUUAUAACUUGAGUUUUAAACAGAUUUGCCUGUCGAAUUAAGAAAGGGAAUGCUUUCGAAACCAAAAAGAGAUUUUAAAAUAUCUAACUUUUUUUUAAAAUUGCUUCUAGCGAGUUGCUUUAAAACUACUUCCAAAACUACCUCAUAUAGUUUAAAAUAUAUUCUAAAAUUUCCUCUUGAAAUGUAUGAUUGAUGUGUAAAAGUAGCAGCAAGAACGAUUAAAAAUUAAACAAAGACAUACGCUGAUAAAGGGCAAUAGUUUUAACCGUGUCUUGUUAUCAAAGAAUAGUUUUUGUGAGCAAAUAAGAACCCAUUUCGGGGCCAUUAGCACCUUGCAAAUGUGCGAAGAGUGUUUGUGAUUAGAUUUCAUUCAAUAAAUGUGUUGUUUCGAUGACAAGAAAAGAGGCUCAGCAAGUAAAGUGACAAAAUGAUUUCGCCCUAAGCGAGUUUCACGUUCCACGUUCCAUGCGCCCACACGUGUUCCAUUAUAACGCAGUUCUCGGCUCGUAGCGCCCUGAAUACAAGUGAGAAUUUUUUUUCGCAGAGGCAUUAUACAUGGCUUUGAGAAACACAACAGUGAGCAGCUGGUAACAUCUGGUAAUGAAAGAGUAAUUUACGGACCUGAUUUCAGGACCGUGUUAGAAAGCACACUUCUAGUCACUACUUUCUUGUCACCAGCAUGGCAUUUAAGAAAUUUCCCUCAUCCGUUUCCGUGGUUACAACUGAAAGGACAGAGAGUUAGCGGGACAAAAGCAGUGGCCCUGCUUUCAAAGGAAGUCGUGUAGAAUCUAAGGCCGAUUAUAAGAGGUCCACGUUUUGUUUUUAAUGUGAGCAUACACAUCUUUGCUCAAUCAAUUAUCGGUUGGGUUGAAGUUACAUGCUGGUACAUUAAGCAAAGCAAGCGGCACUUCCUAUGAGGUAAUCUUUAUAACAAAGCGAGCAUAGUUUUACAAAGGGCGCAUUAUCUGCAGACCUUUCAUAGACCUCCCUUUUGUGUACAGCCUUAAUGGAAUUGAGGCUACUGUACCAACUACAGUAAUGUUUUGUAGGAGCAAAUAAAAUUACAACAAUCAAACGGGGAUGAAUUUUUUGAGGAUUUGUGGAGCUACAAAAAUCGCAAGGUAAAGCAAACAGUAAGGGCUCCCUUGAGGGCAUGCAAAUCAAGUAGUUUCCCUAAGUAUUUUUAGAAUAAUUUCAAGAUUUGUUGACUCUGCUUCCAGGAUACUGCUGUUAACCGUAAUCGUGACACAGUCUCAGAACAUUCUCGCAUAUAGACUAGGAAAAGUAAGCGUACCAGCGCAAGUCAUAACGAUGUUGGUAGAGUCAUUUUCUCUCGAAAGAAUUAAGAGGAUUUGGGGACUUCUUAUACCUCCAGACAAUAUGCAUAACGAGAUGAAGUUCAAUUAUCUUUCCUCGCUGUGUGUGUAUUGCAUCAAGAAAAGUCAGAUUAGGCGGUGUGACAUCAAAAUACAACACAUUUCUUUUCGAGAACAACACGUGGAUAGAACACAUGUCAUUUUUCUUUGAGAAGCGACAAAAUCAAAGGCCCAGUCAAAGACACCUGGUCCUGAACAAUGUCUGUAUACGGUUACCAUAAUGCCCAAGGCAAACAUUUUGCUGAGAUUAAGAUAAUAAUCAACCUAUUUAUCGCUGCUUGUUACUACCACCGAUCAGGGGUUACUGCAUCCUUUUUUCUUGUUUUUUGUGAUCGCCUCACCAUCCCGCUGCUCGGUUUAGCUGUAAAUUAAAUCACGGAAGCACCCCUAUCUUCAAUUGGUGUGGUUUGAGCACGAUACCCCUAGGGAUAAAAGCAAGGUGACCGUUGGCGUGCUGAAGGCUUAAACCACAUUCAAAGCUGCCCUUCAUGUGGGCCGAGUAUAGGGACAUCUUUUUUCUAGAUCCGUAAAAGCUGACAAAAAUAAUGUUGACAACAGGGUGUGUCCAAUUUGGGCGAGGCUUGUCAAGGUUUUAAAAGUGGUCUCAGACGGUUUUUUAUCUGAAACAUUUUUGAACAGUUUUUUUUUCAAUUUGACUGCCUUAGAAAGUAAUGAAAUCUUUUCUCCGAUCUCGUUCUGAUAAGAUGUCUUUCGAUAGCAAAAAUGUAAUUUGUUAUCAACCUUACAAAAUAUAAAAAUUGGGAGGCACUGGCACCCCAACUCCCCCCAUAACACCCUUUUUAAGAACACAAAAAACUUUCACGACACAAAAAGUCAGGGGCCUCGAGAACCAUGAAAUAGUCAAAGCUAAAAUCCUGAUGAUCAUUUUUGAAGAAGAGCCAUUUUUGAAAUAUUGUCAAUAUUGGCAACAAAAACAUUAAGUCAUAUUCCGUUCAAAUUUUCAUAUUCCGUUAAAUAUGCUAUUUAUCGUGGACUAAAACAAUGUAUUGUAGAAACUGGCAUAUCAUGAUGGAGGCUUAUUAUUCACGGGUGACUUCUUACUAAUUUUCUCUUCCAGGAUAGGGGUUAUUCGAUGGGGGUAUGCACGAGGGUGGCAAUUUUGAUGACUUACGGCAUCUUACGCUGUGAAGCAAAGUCCUAGUUACGUUUCAUUUGUGAUACAGCUCUCAUGAGCAUCAACCUCAAUCCCUCUACAAAAGUAAUGUUGAGUUUUGCCGAUGCUUGACUGUUAGCAAGAUGAAAUUAGGGUACUGCUUCAAGAAUCGCUUGGCGGGGAGCAUUGCCACCCAAACAAGCCUCCAACCAAAUAAUGCAUAUUGCUAGAUAACCUAUCAAAAUUCUCUAGGACUUUCUGAUAGGUAUACACUGUAGAGUUAUUGAAUGGACCACUUUUAUAUCUCAUGUCCUUGUUACUGUGAAUCUCCUUUUACCCAACGUUUGAAACUCUCCAAACUUGGUCCACUUCAAGGUACACAAACAUACGCAUAGUCGCGCAUAACAUUUUCUAUCAAUAAAAUCAACUUAGAGAUAAACUAGCGAAUUUAAACGAGUCGCUUUUCAGCAUGGAUGGAGAGGCCCCGGUGGCCCAAGAAUUCUCUAAAGAAUGGACUCAUCAUAGGCAACGCUGAUGGAUGUCUCCAUCGGACGAUUCAAAUUUUGAUAAAAUAGACCAUAACUCAAACUAAAUUUUAUUUACCAGAAAUAUGUGAAAACAGCUUUCUCUGUUUUU
Messenger RNA from Rhopilema esculentum, 11663 nucleotides. RefSeq lists its product as uncharacterized. The record is from RefSeq and is a predicted model, not a curated record. Gene Ontology annotation, biological process: Golgi organization; endoplasmic reticulum to Golgi vesicle-mediated transport. Gene Ontology annotation, cellular component: Golgi apparatus. Lineage: Eukaryota; Metazoa; Cnidaria; Scyphozoa; Rhizostomeae; Rhizostomatidae. Gene Ontology annotation, molecular function: small GTPase binding.